Molecule: messenger RNA, 1614 nt
Organism: Fonsecaea erecta
Lineage: Eukaryota; Fungi; Ascomycota; Eurotiomycetes; Chaetothyriales; Herpotrichiellaceae
Exons: 7
Coding region: 1-1614 (537 amino acids)
Biological process (GO): transmembrane transport; carbohydrate transport
Cellular component (GO): membrane
Molecular function (GO): carbohydrate:proton symporter activity
Source: RefSeq, a predicted model, not a curated record
AUGGCCCACGUCGAGGACGUCAAAGGCCCUGUUGAGGCUCACGCUGAACCUCUCAGUGCUCAAAAAGCCGUCAUCCAAGAGGCACAAGCAGCGGCCGAUGUCGAGCAAGAACUGGGAUUGCUGAAGUCCAUCAAGCUCUACCCCAAAGCGAUAUGCUGGUCUGUUCUCUUGUCAACCGCCAUUAUCAUGGAAGGUUAUGACCUGCUGUUGAUGGGUUCUUUCUAUGCCUUACCUCCUUUCCAACAGAAGUAUGGGAAACAACUCCCCAAUGGCGAAGUCCAAAUCCCGGCCGCAUGGCAGUCGGGCCUUUCCAAUGGGGCUACCGUGGGAUCGAUCUUCGGUCUGAUGCUGAAUGGAUACGUUUCCGAGCGCUUUGGGUUCAAGAAGACAAUGCUUGGUGCACUUGCCCUGAUCUGUGGGCUUAUUUUCAUCCCUUUUUUCGCCCCGAGCCUUGAGGUCCUCCUCGUCGGCCAGAUUUUGAUGGGCAUACCCUGGGGCAUCUUCCAAACUCUUCCCACAGCAUAUGCAGCAGAGGUGACGCCGACUCACCUGCGAGCCUACCUCACGACAUAUGUCAACCUUUGCUGGGUGUUUGGUCAGCUCCUCGCAUCCGGAGUGCUGCGUGCUCUACUCACGCGAGACGAUCAAUGGGCGUAUCGCAUCCCCUUCGCCCUCCAGUGGGUUUGGCCGAUCCCGCUCAUUAUCGGAAUUUCAAUGGCCCCAGAGUCACCAUGGUGGCUGGUGAGGCAGAAUCGACUUGCCGAUGCCAAAGCCGCACUUGCUCGGUUGACUGCUAGGAACGGAGCCGUUGAUCUGGACAAGGCGGUCACGCUCAUGGUAUACACGACAGAACAUGAGAAGGAGUUGGGGACCGGGACAACCUACCUUGAUUGCUUCAGAGGUAUCGACCUGCGCAGAACCAUCAUUGCGUGUGGCUGCUGGCUGAUCCAGACGCUCUCGGGUGCCAGUUUCCGCACGUAUUCGACAUACUUUUACAAGCAAGCCGGGUUGGCGACCGAUCAGGCCUUCAACAUGGCGAUCGGUCAAUACGCUCUGGGCAUCGUCGGCGUCUUCACCGCCUGGUUCCUUCUCCCUCGCUUUGGUCGCCGAACUAUUUAUCUGAUCGGUCUGGCGUGUAUGACCACUCUUCUUAUCACUAUCGGCAUCCUGGGAGCAGUAUCGAACCCUCCCACGACCGGGAUCGCCUGGAGUGUGGGAUCGCUGCUCUUGGUGUACACCUUCUUCUACGACGUCUCUGUCGGACCUGUCUGCUACAGCCUCGUCUCCGAGAUCCCUUCCGUACGCCUUCGAAGCAAGUCCAUCGUCCUGGCGCGUGCAUCGUAUAACUGUUUGAACAUCGUGACAGGAGUCAUAACCCCAUACAUGCUCAAUCCGGGAGCAUGGAACUGGGGAGCCAAGACUGGCUUCUUUUACGGCGGAACAUGUGUCUUGAGUGUCUUGUUCACCUUCUUCUGUAUUCCAGAGCCCAAGGGACGUACGUUCGCCGAGCUCGAUAUCCUCUUCCAGAAAAAGACACCAACCAGGAUGUUCGCAAAGACGCACGUCAGUUUGUUCGACGCCACCGCUCUUGAUGAGAAGUAUGAGAAGGAAUGA